This is a messenger RNA of Didymodactylos carnosus, 468 nucleotides long. The record is from the annotation of a GenBank genome assembly. Lineage: Eukaryota; Metazoa; Rotifera; Eurotatoria; Philodinida; Philodinidae.
AUGAAAUCUAUAUUACGAAAAGCCGAACGUAAAGAUGAAAGGCAGAUACUGGAGCUCGUGGCAGAAGUAUUGAAGGAUUUUGGCUUAUCCAUUGAUCCUGAAGGAAUAGAUAAAGAUCUGUCUGAUCUGGAUAAAUAUUACUUUAAUAAUAAUGGUUGGUUCUCAGUAAUAACCAAUGAUGAGGAUACGAUUAUUGGUUGCUGUGGCGUAUUUAAAACGGAUGCAACAAGCUGUGAACUGAGAAAAAUGUACGUUUUGAAUAACUAUCAGGGACAAGGACUGGGGAAAAUGUUGUUGGAAAGUUCACUGGAGAAAGCAAAAGGGUUGGGAUAUAAAGAAAUGACAUUAGAAUCGAAUUUUUUGUUGUACAAGGCGAAUGAUAUGUAUAAAAAGGUCGGGUUCGUGCAAUAUCAGCCUGGUAAUCUUUGUGGCCGAUGUGAUUAUGCAAUGAAGAAACAACUACAGUAG